Molecule: messenger RNA, 1998 nt
Organism: Diatraea saccharalis (sugarcane borer)
Lineage: Eukaryota; Metazoa; Arthropoda; Insecta; Lepidoptera; Crambidae
Source: the annotation of a GenBank genome assembly
GCCCAGAUAAAUGAGUAAUUUAUUUAAAAGUGGUGUCGUCGUCGCGAUGGAAAGACCUCUGUUAUCGUAACCGGCAAGAUGCGAUGCGAGCGCGUAGUAUGCGCCCGCGUUCGUAAGUAUUACCGCGCGUCACUUUACAAACACAGUUUUACAGUCCGGGUUUUUGGAAACGACUCCAACUUAUUCGCGUCGUGGCUCACGGGUAGAGCGGACCGAAGUGAAAUUUAACAUAAAAAAUUAAGAUGUCGAGCACGGACAUAAUUUACAGUGUCAGCGAUCUUACGAACUCAAACAUUCUUCUCACAAACCAUUGUAAGAAAAGAUCAUGGAUAGAAAGACCGAAAAGAAUACUAAAACACAUCAAAUAUUUCUUCAAAGAGACCACGGUGGAACCAUGCUUGUUUCUCUAUAUGAUGUGCACAUCUUUAUCGUCGAUGGCAGUACAGAAUAUGCACUUAGAAAAAUCUUGUAGAGUACACUACGAUUUCGGAGACGAUAUUUGCGAUCGUAUUAGAGACUUAAACACUACCGGCUUAGAAUCGGAAUUGAGUCAAGUUCAAACUUUAGUAGCAAAAGUAAUGGCAUGGAAGUUCCCGCUUCAAACAGGCAUCCCGGCGGUUUUAGUCUUGUUCGUUGGAGCGUGGAGCGAUAAAUACAAGAAACGCAAAAUAUGUAUACUGUUCCCGUUCUUAGGGGAAAUCCUUACGAAUAUAGGGCUACUUUUUGCUACGUACUACUUCAGAGAAUUAUCGCUACAGGCUACGGCGCUUAUAGAAGCUUUACCCGCUGCAUUCACGGGGAGCUACAUUAUAAUAUUUAUGGGAAUGUACAGUUUUAUGUCGGAUAGAACUACAAUAGAAAAUAGAACUUUUCGUUUAGGUAUCGUGACAAUAUUUGUCAGCUUCGGCACACCUACUGGAACUGCAUUAAGCGGAGUUUUGUUACGUGCCCUCGGUUAUUAUGGUAUAUUUACAUUACUUCUAUUUCUACAUAUCUGUUCGUUUUUAUAUGGCGUAAUUAGACUUGAAGAUGUUGCGGUGGAGAACAAUAAUAUACCCAGAGACAAUGAAAACAGAAAUAAAUGUGAGAAAUUAUUUAUGGAUGUGUUUGGACUAGUAGGUAAUACAGUUCUGGUAGCUUUGAAACCUCGAGCUUACAGUGGAAGAGUGCAAAUAUUUAUUGUCAUCGCUUUAUAUUUAAUUAUGGUCGGACCACUUUAUGGUGACUCGCAAGUGAGUUAUUUGUACGCGAGACGCAAGUUUCAACUAAAUGAGGUGGAGUACAGUAUCUAUGGAACUGCAAACAUCCUCCUUGGUUUGAUAGGUACAGUCUUCUGCAUCUCCGUUCUCAGCAAGAAACUCCGAGUGCAGGAUAGUGCUAUUGGUAUUGUGGCGGGUGUGAGCAGGAUAGCUGCCUGUUUCGUUUUCACAUUUGCACCAUCAAGACCCUGGUAUUACUCAGCACCAAUCUUUAACAUAUUCAGUCACACUGGCUUGACUGCUGUCAGAUCAAUAGCUACUAAGUGUGUACCAACGGAAGAAGUCGCUAAGCUUGGUGCAUUACUGGGCGUGACAGAAGCCCUUGCCCCAUCGAUCUACAUGCCAGCAUCAAGUUACAUUUACGUUUCAACAAUUGACACUUUACCGGGUGCAUUCUACUUAUUCGACGCCUCACUUACGGUGUUCGCACUUGGAUUAUUUACAUUCAUGUACAUAUUAGUGAGGAGAAGACAGAAAUCUUCGGUCUCAGAUACGGAGAAGAAAGAAGAGUAUGCGAGAACGAAUGAAGUUUCAAGAUUUUGAAUGAGCAAUUUGAAAUUAUCAUUGGAAUUGCGUUCCGAUGAUUUUCAAGUGUUAAUCUAUUAGAUGUAUUUUCUAUUUGAUCUUAUUAUCAGCUGUUGUUGUAUAUUAUUCGUUCAUUUAAUUGUAAGUCAAUAUUACUUUAGUGAUGAUAGCCUUUAAACCUUUGAAAUUUCCCAACACUUAUUCUGACCUCGAA